This is a messenger RNA of Stegastes partitus (bicolor damselfish), 924 nucleotides long. RefSeq names its product solute carrier family 48 member 1a (gene slc48a1a). Gene Ontology annotation, molecular function: heme transmembrane transporter activity; heme binding. Lineage: Eukaryota; Metazoa; Chordata; Actinopteri; Pomacentridae. Gene Ontology annotation, cellular component: lysosomal membrane; plasma membrane. Gene Ontology annotation, biological process: heme transport. Bases 358 to 792 code for a protein of 144 amino acids. The record is from RefSeq and is a predicted model, not a curated record. The transcript has 3 exons.
CUCGUUAUCUUUGCGCCGUCUGUCAGAUAAACACUUAUUUUGAUGCUACUUGUUAGCACAGGCUGCUAGUGCUAGCAAGAAUUUUAAACUGUGUCAACGCCAUUUGGGAGAGUUAGAAAGCGCAAAAGCGGCUAUUAUUUAGCUACUUUGAAAGCUAGUUUUGCUAGCAGUGGUAUCCGUUGUUUACCUUCCAGGCUGUUCAGCCGAAGGGGAUUUCUUUUAGUGGUUUUAGUUUCGUUAAGGAUAUUGCAUAAUGUGGCGGUAAGCUGUUGAUGUAGCUUAAUAUCAGUCUGUUUAACACGCUUUUAUCGCACACGACCGUCACUAACGUCUGAGGAGCCGUAGCUGUGUCCAACCAUGGGAAGCAGCAGGAUAUACGUUAGCAUCGGAUAUGCUACCUUUGGUACUCUGGUUGGACUUUCGGCUUUCUUGGUCUGGAACAUCGCUUAUAAGCAGCCAUGGACCGCGGCCAUGGGAGGCCUGUCAGGAGUUUUAGCACUCUGGGCUCUUGUGACACACAUCAUGUACCUGCAGGACUACUGGCGCACCUGGCUCAAAGGCCUCAAGUUCUUCAUCGCUGUUGGUAUCCUCUUCUCAGUUCUGGCUGUGGCUGCCUUCAUCACCUUUCUAACUCUGGCCAUCACGCAGGAGCAAUCUCUCGCUGAUCCAAGGAGCCUCUACCUCUCCUGUGUAUGGAGCUUCCUAACCUUCAAAUGGGCUUUUCUCUUGGCCUUGUACUCAAACAGAUACCGCCAGGAGUUUGCAGACAUCAGCAUCCUCAGUGAUUUCUAGUCAGUACUGACUUUAUACACUGCAGUGGACUUUAAAGGGUUUUAGGUGGCCAGCAGGAGCUGGUCAAUGAGCUUUUGUAACAAAGAGGAGGAAAAGCAGACAUGGCUAGAUUAAACAGUCACCUGACUUUAA